AUGUUUCAAGCUCAUCAACAACGUUCAAUUUCAAUGGAAAAUCCGAUGUCACUCGAUCUUCGAGUUAAAUUACGCCGAGAAAACGGUGCAAUUGGUAUAUUUGAAAUUGAUAAUAAAAGUGCGAUUUUUCUCCUAUUUGCUUAUGAAUCAAAAACAUUAACAGUCGAUUGGACUAUUCAAGAUGUUAUUCAAGAUUCCAAAUUCUUAGCUAUACUGGUUGCCUGUUAUGUUAAAAAUCGACCUCCUCCUGCGUGUGAUAUGAAAAUAGCUGAAAAUCGAGAUUUCGACAGUUUUUAUGGUAUUACUGGUUUGAAAAAUCAUUUUACAACCCCAACGGCGGAUGAAUGCAAUCCAAAUAUUAUAUUUCGACCAGCCCUACCUCAAACGAUAUUGAAAACAGAUAAUUCAGCAAGUUCAUUUAUGACAUUAGCCAAGUACGGAACUGGUACGAGUAAACUGGAACAUUUUGUCAAUUCUUUCCUUGGUAAACGACCAGACUCGCUGUAUCUAGCAAGUCAAGCUCAAGUACAAGUUCAAGAACGAAAUAUCUUUCAUGAAAAGCUAUUGCUAACGCAUUUGAAAAAUGACUUUGAAAGAUUUUCUAUUCUGAAGAAAGAUGAUGAACGAUUGCAUUUAUUAUUGGCUAUUCUUGAAGGUGAAAAAUUUGAACAUGAUGCCGGUAGAAAAUAUCUCUAUGGAAAUAUUUUUCGAGAUCUUACGCGCUUUUCCGUGUUUGUUAAGAAUUCUUUGAACAAAACACCCGUGUUUGUUAUCGAUGGCAUCGAUGAAAAUAGAUAUUUUUUCCAGGGAAAUGAAGUGAAUAAGGUCUUCCUGGAAUUAUUUUGUCGUUCAUCCGUAUCACAAGAUAUUCUUUCUAUGGUCAUGGCAAAUAAUUUUUAUCUUUCAGUUUUCUAUCCGAAAAUAGAUGGCAUUAAUAUAGAAGAUGCUAUUAUUCGAAAAGAUAAAUUUCCAACGCAUACGAUCACUUGGAAUACCAAAUCUCUCAUAAAUUAUGCUGAUUAUGUUCUUCAACAAAUGAAUAAGAAUGCCAUCAAAACACGUUGUAAACCAUUUACCGAUUUUAAAACAUUGGUCAAUUUUUCAAAUAAGAAAAUCGCUCAAAUUAUUGAAAAAAUCCCAACGCCGAGAGCACUUCAUUACUUUAUGAUCGCAUUGAUUUCAGAAAUGAACAACGAUGCCAAUUCGGUUAAAGAACCAUUUAAAGCGACUUUUGAAAAUGUUCAUGCUGCUUAUGAAGAAUCUUACCAAUCUUACGAAAAGCGUCACAAACUUAAAGAAUGA
This is a messenger RNA of Didymodactylos carnosus, 1302 nucleotides long. Lineage: Eukaryota; Metazoa; Rotifera; Eurotatoria; Philodinida; Philodinidae. The record is from the annotation of a GenBank genome assembly.